Molecule: messenger RNA, 1451 nt
Organism: Quercus robur (English oak)
Lineage: Eukaryota; Viridiplantae; Streptophyta; Magnoliopsida; Fagales; Fagaceae
Product: protein SRG1
Exons: 4
Coding region: 62-1156 (364 amino acids)
Source: RefSeq, a predicted model, not a curated record
GCAAGAGUAGAGUUAACAAGUAAAACCUCUUUGCAUUCACUUACCUCUAAGUUCUAUUCCGAUGGCCCCCGUACCCCUUUCUCCAGUCAAGGUUGGGCACAUUGAUGAUGUCCAAGAACUAAGAAACGCUAAACCAACUACAAUUCCAGAAAGAUUUGUAAGGGACAUGACAGAGAGGCCAACACUAGCCACAGCUCUAUCAUCAACUAGUGACAUUCCAGUUAUUGAUUUCUCCAAGCUUAUAAAAGGAGACAAAGAUGAAGUCCAUAGUGAAAUUUUGAAGCUUGGAAUAGCUUGUGAGGAGUGGGGAUUCUUUCAGGUAAUCAACCAUGACAUUGAGCUUAGUUUGCUUGAGAGCAUAGAGAAGCUGGCCAAGGAAUUCUUCAUGCUACCUCUGGAAGAGAAACAAAAAUACCCAAUGAUACCAGGGACUCUUCAAGGAUAUGGGCAGGCAUUUGUGUUCUCAGAGGACCAAAAGCUGGAUUGGUGCAACAUGUUUGCUCUUGGGGUUGAGCCCCAAUACAUAAGGAACCCCAAAUUAUGGCCAACAAAGCCAGCCAAGUUCAGUGAAACUGUAGAGCUUUACUCAAAAGAAGUGAGGGCACUCUGCAAUGAUCUGUUGAAAUAUAUAGCCAUGAGCCUAGGAUUGAGACAACAAGCCUUUGAAGAGAUGUUUGGGGUGGCUGUGCAGGCCAUUAGGAUGAACUACUACCCAGCAUGUUCAAGGCCUGACCUUGUUUUAGGUCUAAGCCCACAUUCAGAUGGAAGUGCCCUCACAGUGCUGCAGCAAGGAAAGGGCAGCUCAGUAGGACUGCAAAUCCUUAAAGAUAACACAUGGGUGCCUGUUCAGCCCAUCCCAAAUGCUCUAGUAAUCAACAUUGGUGACACAAUAGAAGUUCUUUCAAAUGGUAAAUACAAGAGUGUGGAGCACAGAGCAGUGACUCAUAAGGAGAAAGACAGACUCUCACUUGUCACAUUUUAUGCUCCUAGCUAUGAAAUAGAGCUUGGUCCAAUGCCAGAAUUUGUUGAUGAAAGCAACCCAUGCAAGUAUAGAAGGUACAAUCAUGGAGAGUACAGUAAACAUUAUGUAACAAGCAAGCUGCAAGGUAAAAAAGCCCUGGAUUUUGCCAAGAUUCACACAAAGAUCUCGAACUAGGAAGGCCCACUUAGCCCCCCUACCUUGGGAUACCCAUUAUUAAACUUUGUAUAAAGAGCACAAUAUGAUUAAGUAUCAGUUCUCUAUAUCUGGUAGAAAAAUAUAGACCAAAACACUAGUUAGUGGUAUUCUAUAUCAAUGAUCCACACUGAUUUUGAUAUAGAAUACCUUUUUUUUUUUUACCAAAAAAAAAAAGGUAUUCUAUAUCAAAAUCAGUGUGGAUCAUUGGACUGCACUGUUCAUGUGUAUCUCCUUUCUGUAUUAGCCGUGAAUUAAUGGAAUCUUUUCUUUUCAA